AUGGCGUCUCCAGUGAUGAAGUCGGCAACAAACUGGGCCGACGAAUCGGCCGACCUUUCUCCAGAUUGGUCUCCUGCGGCUGCUCCCGAAAUCCCUGGUGAUGAGCAUUUCUCGCUGGAGGGUUCGGCAGAUGCUCAUCAAGACGGCGUUUCUGAGGAGCAUAUUCCUACUGGUAUGGGGACACCGCAGACCUUCUCUGUUUACGUUGGUGGAUUGCCCUAUAGUGCCUCGGAGGACGAGCUCGGGUUCUUCUUCCUAGACAGGAACAUCACUCCUGUUGGUGUCCGCAUCAUCAUGGACAGAGAGACGAAAAAAUCGAAGGGCUUUGGUUAUCUCGAUUUCGCGACAGUGGAGGACUAUGAGGCGGCUCUCGGGAUGAAUGGUUCGAAUUUUGGUGGCCGCACUAUCAAGGUUUCUGCUGAGGAGCACCGCAGAGAGCCGCGCAGACGUUCUCGUGAGCCGCGUGGCCCUCGUCGUGAUGACCGUGAGCUCCGUAGAGGUGGUCGAGAUAGCUAUCGGGAAACCCACAACCGUGAGAGUUUCGAGCGCCCUUCUGCUGCUGAGGAGGCUGAGCAUCACGAAAGGAAGAAACUGCAGUUGUUGCCCAGGAGCAAGCCCAUUGAGGAAAUCCGCGAGGACGCUGCUGGCCGUCAGCGAACGAGUAUUUUCGGUGAUGCCAAGCCUAGGGACGAGGCUGAGUGCGACGACUAUGAUGUAUAUCAGCGUCGGAGAGCCGAACGCGAGAAGCGACUGGGCAUCAAGACUAGUACGACCGAUGAGGAGGAUCGUAAGCAUCGGAGUGGGGCGAGCACGAGGGCAACUCCAUCGGAAGCCUCUUCUACGUCACCUCAUAGAGGCGGCAAGGGCACUAAGGGGGGCAAGGGCAGCCGUUAUGCAUUGGGCGAGACCAAGUCUAGCAAUUGGCGAGGAAAGGGCAAGGAUGUUGGUCCAGCGAAGAAGGGCCCGGAGGUUGCUGCUCCCCGGGAAGCUGUAGUUCGCACUGUUGAUACUGGCCCGAAAAAAGUGAAGGGUGCUCUUGCCAAUGCAUUUGCUGGCUUGAGCGACUCUGAGUCCGAGUCGGAAUCUGAGUAG
Messenger RNA from Perkinsus marinus ATCC 50983, 1092 nucleotides. Its product is annotated as Eukaryotic translation initiation factor 4H, putative. Gene Ontology annotation, molecular function: RNA binding. The transcript has 11 exons. The record is from RefSeq and is a predicted model, not a curated record. Bases 1 to 1092 code for a protein of 363 amino acids. Lineage: Eukaryota; Perkinsozoa; Perkinsida; Perkinsidae.